AACAUGCAGUGCAGCCAGGGUCAGUAAAUGCUUGGCUUGCCUUUCUGUCCCCUCAGGCAAAGGAAGGGUAUGGAAAAGCCCCAGAGGAUAUUUGUGGCAGGAGUGGUCACUCCCUAAAUCCAGGCAAGGAAGCUGAGCGGAGUCCCGCCCCUCCUGCAGUAAGCUCCUCAACUCGGCUGCAGGAGUUUUAAGAGCCGGGAGUAGCUGCACGCCGCGAACUUUCACCAUGGUUUCGGUGACCAGAACAGUGUAUGGAGAGCUGCCCUCCGGAGGAGGGACGGUGGAGAAGUUCCAGCUGCAGUCAGACCUGUUGAAAGUGGACAUCAUUUCCUGGGGCUGCACCAUCACCGCUCUGGAGGUCAAAGACAGGCAGGGGAAAGCCUCCGACGUGAUUCUUGGCUUUGCCGAGUUGGAAGGGUACCUCGAAAACCUGCCCUACUUUGGAUCGGUGAUUGGAAGGGUGGCCAACCAAAUUGGCAAAGGAACAUUCAAGUUGGAUGGGAAGGAAUAUCACCUGGCCAUUAACUAUGGGCCCAACAGUCUGCAUGGAGGACUCAAAGGGUUUGACAAGGUCCUCUGGACCCCUCAGGUGCUCUCAAAUGGCGUCCAAUUCUCCCGCAUCAGUCCAGCUGGUGAGGAAGGCUUCCCUGGAGAGUUAAAAGUCUGGGUGACCUACACCCUGGAUGGCGGGGAGCUCGUGGUCAACUAUAGAGCACAAGCCAGUCAGACCACACCAGUCAGUCUGACCAACCAUGCUUACUUCAACCUGGCCGGCCAGGUAAGGGACCUCGCUCCUUCUCUCCUGCUGUAACUUGCUUCGUGGAAUAACCAGGGACUGUGACUGAAGAGACCAACCCAGUAUGGACUUACUCUGGUCCUGACAAUGAUGAAAAGAGCCCAGGAGAGCAUCUGGCUCCUAGUAGGUGUUCAAUAAAUGGAAGUCAUAGAGGAAGAAGAUGGAAUGAAUACAUCGUACUGUCAAGAAGGGUAUCUGUUCCCGUGGCCAUUUCAAGAACUUCUCUCAU
Ictidomys tridecemlineatus (thirteen-lined ground squirrel) is the source of this 1025-nucleotide messenger RNA. The record is from RefSeq and is a predicted model, not a curated record. Lineage: Eukaryota; Metazoa; Chordata; Mammalia; Rodentia; Sciuridae.